This is a messenger RNA of Amphibalanus amphitrite, 2093 nucleotides long. Its product is annotated as uridine phosphorylase 1-like. Gene Ontology annotation, molecular function: uridine phosphorylase activity. Gene Ontology annotation, cellular component: cytosol; cytoplasm. The record is from RefSeq and is a predicted model, not a curated record. Gene Ontology annotation, biological process: nucleotide catabolic process; uridine catabolic process. The transcript is spliced from 7 exons. Lineage: Eukaryota; Metazoa; Arthropoda; Thecostraca; Balanomorpha; Balanidae. The coding region runs from base 1 to 1023 and encodes 340 amino acids.
AUGGGGGACGGCAACGAGCAGCAGAACGCCGGCGAUGAGGAGACCACCAUCGCGCGGCUGAACCCACACGUGCGGGAGAUGACCUCCGACAUCCUGUACCACCUGGCUCUCGGCUCCGGCUCGCACGACCUGCACGCCAUGUUCGGCGACGUCAAGUUCGUCUGCAUGGGCGGCACUCCGCGACGGAUGGAGCAGUUUGCGCACUUUAUCAUGAAGGAGAUCGGCUACCAGCUGCCCACCGGCGCCCAGCUGCUCGACAUCUCGCUGCACUCGUACAGAUACUCCAUGUUCAAAGUCGGACCGGUGCUCUCAGUCAGCCAUGGUAUGGGCAUGCCGUCUGUGGGCAUCCUACUACACGAGAUGAUCAAGUUGAUGUACCACGCCCGGGUGAAGAACCCGACGUUCUUCCGUCUGGGCACGUGCGGCGGCAUCGGCAUCGACGGCGGCAACCUGGUCAUCACGGAGAGCGCCGUGGACGGCCUGAUGAACCCCUACCUGGAGCAGGCAAUCCUGGGAGAGAUCCAGAAGCGUCCUGGUCUGCUGGACCCCGAGCUGGCUGCCGAACUGAAGGCACUGUCCACCCCUGAAGACCCGUGGCAGAUCUACUCUGGGAAGACGAUGUGCACAACAGAUUUCUACGAAGGUCAGGGCCGGCUGGACGGCGCCUUCUGCGACUACACUGAGGAGGACAAGUUUGACUUUCUGCGUAAGAUCCACGCCGAGGGCAUCAUCAACAUGGAGAUGGAGUCUCUGAUGUUCGCCGCGCUGUGUCACCACGCCGGCAUCCGCGGAGCCGUCAUCUGCGUCACCCUGCUCAACAGGAUGAAGGGCGAUCAGGUGACUGCCGAGAAGUCCCAGCAGAUGGAGUGGCAGGAGUACCCUCAGCGGCUGGUGGCGCGCUACAUUCGCCAGCAGCUGGAGGCGGCCGAUGGGGUCGGCUCGGGGGCCGGCGGUCUGAUCCGCUCGCUCUCACAGCUGCACCUGACCAGACAGACGUCUGAGCAGUUCGCCAGCUCCGAGUAGGAGCCGUGCCGCCGUACAGCCGAACAGCGCCGCCGAACUCAGUGUCACCCUCGACCGGACCGCCACCGCGCUGUAGCCGUCCGUCGCUUCAGCUGCAGCACUGAAUUCAGUUACCGAUAUUCCGAGCAGCGAGCAGUAGCUGUCGCUAUAACCACGCGCCAUAUAACCCCCCGCCAGUGUACUGCACCUGUGAUCUCAGUGGCGAUAUACGGCCACGUCUAUAACGCGGGGCCAGAGAAAACCUAUAAGGCAUUCCAUAAGAAUCCAAUCUGUGAUCGGUUGGGAUCGGGUCGUUCCUCGAAAUGAGCUUCUUAGUGUAAGGUAUAGAUAGGUCGGUUAGACCAGAUGACUGCCAUCUUACUAGUCUGAUGAUCUCGAUAAAUUUUCGUGUAAUUCUAGUCAUGCGAUCUGUUAUUGUUUUGCUUGUUUUGUGUUUGAGCCUAUACGUAAACUCUAUUUAGCUUUAGCGCACAAUAGACCUGCCCAUUCGGUAGGGUAGCAAUCGUUUUAUCUCAUUCAGGAAUAUGAAUCGUUGAUAUACAACUAACUAUAAGCACACUUCGUGCGAGGUCGUUGGUGAAAACACGCGGGUGACAUGGCGGAGACCAGGAAGGGCUGGUUGUUGUAUUGUUGUGACGUAAAGCUGGAUUGGUGUGAGUGCUUGUUGUCAUGCUGACAUCCACUCUGUCUUCUUGUGGUGACUUCUGAAGCGGGUUGGUUGAAAGGUCAAGUGUCGAAACAGCUCAGCGAAUGAAAUAAUUGGACGCACUGUGUGUGUUUGUCAAAAUGAAUUGUUCGCAUUCCAAUCAAAACUAAAUCUAUUUUGCUAUCUCGAUGCUUAGCUAGUGAGUGCUUGAGUAAGAAACUGGUGGACUGUAUCUAUCCAGGUUAGUGAGCCAUUAAACAUCCAAGCAAAGUGGCGCAGGUCCUCAGAGUUGGUAUACGGCAGAUAAUAAAUCAAAAGCGCGUUGCUUUGCAAGUGCACAAGAGUAGACAGUUUUGCCAUGUGUAGCUUCACUGCUGUAGACCAAUGGCCAUCAAAAAAUAUAAUAAACAUGCCUCAGCCAACG